This is a messenger RNA of Drosophila busckii, 953 nucleotides long. Its product is annotated as nudC domain-containing protein 3. The record is from RefSeq and is a predicted model, not a curated record. Bases 26 to 934 code for a protein of 302 amino acids. Gene Ontology annotation, cellular component: cytoplasm. Lineage: Eukaryota; Metazoa; Arthropoda; Insecta; Diptera; Drosophilidae. Gene Ontology annotation, biological process: protein folding. The transcript is spliced from 4 exons.
CGAGCUGUUCGUCUAGGAAGCAGAGAUGGAUUACCAACGUAGCGAUGCCAUGUUAAUGGAAAUAUUGCAAGAGCGUAAAACAAUUACAGGUUUUUUGGAUGCAAUAUUCGGAUUUUUGCGCCGCAACACAGAUUAUUAUCACACCAAACAUAGUGCAGAGGAAAAAAUAGGAUUUGCCAAGGGCAUGCGUGAUAAAAUACUGUAUGGCGCAAUGCAACGUUAUGACCCCGACUGUUUGAUUCAAACCAUGACAGCAGAAAGUGACAUUGAAGUAGAUGGAACUCAAGUGCCGCCUGCUGUUGAGGAAAUCGUAGUAGAGACUAUUAAAGAAAGAAAACCUCUAGCUUCAACACAGCCAGCGAAUACAAAGACUAAACGCAUAUUUGAAACCAGUGAUUUCAAGAAUGGCGCUGUAUUUGAACAUCAUUGCUGGUCCCAGACGUUGAGUGAUUUGGAGUUGCAUUUGGAGCUCCCAGAGGACUUGAAAACUGCCAAGCAAUUAAAUAUUGAAAUAAAACCGCAGCGUAUUAAAGUAAGCAGCAAAGCAGGGCCGAUGCAGACGAUAUUGGAAGGUGCACUAAGCCAACGAAUUAGACAUAAUGAAGUCAUGUGGUCUAUUGAUGACGCCAGGCUUAGCAUCAGUUGUGAUAAAGCAAAGGAGGGUUGGUGGGAGCGUUUGUUUGAGAGUGAUGCUGAGAUUGAUAUUACAAAACUAGACACCGGGCGUUAUAUAGAUGAGCUACCGCAAGAUUCACAGACAGCAAUUGAAAAGCUAAGAGUAAAACAGAUGGCAGCCGAUAAACAGCAGCAAACCGACAAUCCAACAGAUCCAGAGCAAGCCAAGACAUUUGAACGAUUAAAGAAGGCCUGGGAUGCCGAAGGUUCGCCAUUUAAAGGACAACCAUUUGACCCGUCAAUGGUGAGAAUGAGUUAAUGAUUUAUUAAGGUUAAUU